Molecule: messenger RNA, 2684 nt
Organism: Nematolebias whitei (Rio pearlfish)
Lineage: Eukaryota; Metazoa; Chordata; Actinopteri; Cyprinodontiformes; Rivulidae
Product: ribosomal RNA processing protein 1 homolog A
Biological process (GO): rRNA processing
Cellular component (GO): preribosome, large subunit precursor; preribosome, small subunit precursor; nucleus
Source: RefSeq, a predicted model, not a curated record
AGUUUCGGAGGGAGAAGUUCGUGUCCACGUGAAACCCAGCGAGCAUGGCGUCUGUUCUGGAACCAGAGGCUUUUCUGGCACAGAGACUAGCUUCCAACGAGAAGACCGUCCGGACCAGAACCAUCAAGAAACUGAGGAAAUACAUCAGUGUCCGCUCUCUGAAAGCGUCAGGAGGAAAUUUCCAACCACAUCUCCUCCUUCAUUCACAACUUUCAGGGUUUUGACAAGCAACUCAUGUACCUGGGAAGUUUCCUGCAGACCUUAAAAAGAGAGUGGACUGGUAUUGACAGGCUGCGGAUGGACAAGUUCUACCAGCUGGUUCGCUUCAUGUUCAGACAAACCUUUGAGGUGCUGAAGAGGAUGGACUGGGACAACAGUAUGGUGGAGAAGUUUCUGCAGCUGCUGACUUCAGACCUUCUUCAGAGUGACAGCAAGGCUCCGGCUGGGCUGCAGUUCCACAUCCUGAACCUGUACCUGACUGAACUGGCAGCAGUUGGUUCUGCACAGCUCACUGCCAAUCAGAACCUGACGUUCAUUGAACCCUUCUGCAAAACAGCAGCCAAAACCAAGAAUCGACUGCUGUUCAGUGCCAUCUGCAGCAACAUCUUCACCACCAUCAUUGACCAGGCUCCGUUUGCUGUUCAAGAUCUGAUGAAGGAGUUGAAAGCCUCAGACUCUUAUUCAGGGCAGGCUUCAGAGGAGGAGGAGGAGGAGGAGGAGGAGAACAGAAGUGAAGAAGAUGAAACUAGGACAGUCUGCAGGAAGUCAGCAGGAAAACAGAUCAAUGGCAGGAAACGGAGCAAAGAUGAUGACGACUAUGAUGAAGAGGAAGAACCAUUUCAGUUGGAAGACUCUGACAUCGGACCGGUUCUACAGUUUGAUUAUUCUGCUGUGGCUGACAAACUGCUGGAGCUGGCCGGUCGCAGCAGCACAUUGGGUCACAACCGACAAAAACUCUACAAAAUCAUCAAAGUGCUGCGUGACCUCAGUCAAGGGAUCUUUCCUCAGGACGAGGAGGAGGAGGUGUCCACAGACGAGGACGAUGACAUGUUCUGCAGCAGGAAGAGGAUGAAAAGAGCCAUUCGUAGGGAUGAUGAUGAGGAAGAGAUGCUGGAAGGGAAGAAGAGGAACAAAGCUGAGCCAGGAAGGAAAAAAGAGGAGCUCAGCAAGCAGAACCAGAACACUGAUUUUGUAGAUGGAUCAGUUCGUAAUGAAAAGAAGAAGACGAAAGAUGGGAACAGGCAGAGCUCAGAGCAGCCUGAAAGAGCUCAGUUCCUGGAGCCUGAAGUCACUGGAGGAGGACGCCAAUCAGAGUCUCCACUCUCCAGGCGUAGGAAUCGGUCUAAGAAGAAGAAACAAAGACGAAAGAAUGAUUUUUCAGCAGGUGUCGCAGGGUUGGAAGAAGAGCAGCACACCUCCACUUCAGCUGAGACGUCCUCGGAAGCUUCAGUACAAAUGACAAAGAAGAAGAAGAAGAAAGACCUGAAAGCUGAGAGUGACUCACAGAUCCCACAAGUCACACAUGAGACUCCAGCAUCACCUGAGGUCAGUGAUAAAAAUCCAGCCAAGAACAAAAAGAAGAGUCAAAAAGCUAAAGUGAAGCUUGUCUCAGUGAAUAAUAUGAGUUCAUCAACAGAGUUCAGUUCAAAAGGUUCAGCUGAAGAUCCAAACUCUGGGCUUCAGGAAACGUCUCAAGGUGCAACACACAUAAAGAAGGGUCAUAAAGCCGAGAAGGUUAGAGCUGAUACUGGCAAACUAAAAGCAGGAAGUGCCCAGGAUAAAACAUCUGAGCACAACACCGCAGGGCGGAGAAGAAAGAAGAGCAAACAAAAAGUGAAGCUUAUCCCAGAGGAGGAGAGCGCUCAGAUGCAAAACGAGUUGGCUGAUGCAGAUAAUCCUGCUCCAACACCACCUAAGAAGAAAAAAAGUCGUAAAGGAUCUGCAGAGGAAGAGGAAAAGCAAAGUCUGGUGGAUGGUCCAACAGGACCACAAACACCAACAAAGAAGAAGAAGAAAACGACAGCUGGUCAGGUGGACGCCACAGAAUGUCCAUCACAGGACUCUGAUGCUGGGAAACCAGCGAAGAAGAGGAAGAUCCCUGUAGAGUUUGAGUUUGAAGCAGACGAGCUGGAGGGAAUGGCAACACCGAGCAGCUCACGUCCAAAAGCCAAACGAGGCAGGAAAAGGCUUACUCCAAUUCCAAUGUCGGAAUCGAAAAAUGUGACUUUUGGACUCAAGAAUAAUAAAACGGCUGAGUUUAAGAAGACUGACCGCAGUUUACUGCUAAGUCCAGAUGGGUCGUCUCGAGUACCAUUUGACCCUCAGCAGAAACCCAAGUUUGGGGUUCUAAAGUCUCCAACCAUCCCCAGCAGCACCAAGAAGACCCGCUGCAGUACUCCAUGGAACAAAGCUAAAAGAAGACCCAUGGCAGCAGACUUUUUCUAAUAGACUUCAUGACAAACACUAAUUACGUUUUAAAGACGUUUUAGUUUGUUUAUCUGAUAUUGAUUUGUUUGGUGAUUCAGAAAUGUAUUAAAGUGACUCACUUUAGAGUUCCUGUUUUUAAGUUACAUCAUUCAUGAUUGGAAAGUAAAAAUGUGUUACUUGGAUUAUGUGUUGGAGUCAUCCAGCACCUCCCUGUUUCUGUGAGAUGGAUUAUCUGCCUCCACCAGUAUUGAUGAAAC